GCGUACGCCGCCGUCACCGCCGCGGACGACACUCUUAUCAUUGUACAUUUGUACACACUAAGCGCAGAGAGUGCGUUCGAAGUUCUAAUGAGACAGAAAAUAAUAUUAUAAAUCACAAUAUCAUAGGUACUUAUUAUCCUACUUUCGACUUCAUUAAUGUUUAUUAUUUAGUACCGUUAUUCGCGUUUUACGGCCACCGGGAAGGAGACACUAGACAACAUUGUAAUCAUUACGUUUGAUGUUUAGUCGAUUGUUGUCCGCAGGCCCAUAGACGAAAAUUGCCAUAUUGUACGCACGCGCGCUCGACAUUAGUGCAUUAAAUGCGUUUGCCGAUAUCUGAUCUUUGCUCGACGUCCGGACGGUGACUCAAGUGACAACAACUAAAUCAUCGUCGGCGUAAGGCGCUUUCGAUUACUCGCACAUCUUGAUUUUAUUCCUCGUCGAACGUCCGACUCGACUUGCAAAAACCUACGAAACGGACCUAUCACUCGACGUCCGUGUUCACAAUGCUUUCUGACGAGUUUGACGUGGAAGAAAACAAUUCCCAGAGUGACAUAUUAAAUGAAGGGAGCAAUUCUGAGAAUGUCGAUUUAAGUGAUAAUUCUCUUCAAGUAGUUAUUUCUGACGCUCUCAGUGAAAAGGACAGAGUCAAAUUCACUGUUUUGUCUAAGACAACAUUGCCAGAUUUUCAAAGAUCAGAAUUUUCAGUUGUACGUCAGCAUGAAGAAUUUAUCUGGUUACAUGAUCAGUUUGAAGAAAAUGAAGAUUAUGCUGGGUUUAUUAUUCCACCUGCUCCCCCACGUCCAGAUUUUGAUUCUUCAAGAGAAAAGUUACAAAAAUUAGGAGAAGGUGAAGGUACAAUGACCAAAGAAGAGUUUUUGAAAAUGAAAAAAGAAUUAGAAGCUGAGUACUUAGCCACAUUUAAAAAGACUGUUGCAAUGCACGAAAUGUUCCUUUCAAGAUUAGCUCAGCACCCUGUGUUUCGUUAUGAUACAAAUUUCCGAGUAUUUUUAGAAUACGAUCAAGACCUUGCUGUUCGUACGAAAAAUAAAAAAGAACUUUUUGAGGAAAUUAUGAAAUCUCUGUCAAAGACCACAGACGAAUACCUUCUUUCUGCAACUGUAAGAGAUGUCAAUGAUUUUUUUGAACAAGAAAAAAACUUCCUCAUAGAUUAUUAUGGCCAUUUAAAAGAUGCUACUAUGAAGUCAGAUAAAAUGGUAAACAAGCAUAAAGAUGUUGCUGACUGUUAUAUCAAGAUUUCAUCAUGUUUAGUUCAGUUAUCAACUUUUGAUCAUAGAGAACUUGAUUGGUUCUUGAACCGAUUUUCUGAAACAUUGGAAAAACUACGAAAAGUUGAAGGGAGAGUAGCAUCUGAUGAAGACCUCAAACUUUCAGAUACAUUACGUUACUAUGUAGGAGAUUCAUUUGCUGCAAAACGAUUAUUAUAUAGGCGAUUACGUUGUUUAGCCAACUACGAAACAGCUAAUCGAAAUCUAGAAAAAGCUAGGGCAAAAAAUAAAGAUGUCCAUGCAGUAAGUAAUAUUUUACUUUGUACAAAUAUGAAUAAACUUGAUAUAUUAUAUAAUUUUUAUUUCGUUAACUUGUUUAACGAGGCUCAAGAAGUUUAUGAUGCUGAGGCAACACAACAGUUAUCAUGUGAAAAAUUUGAAGUCAUGUCUGAUAAAGGAAAAGAAGAAUUGAUUGAUUUUAAAGCAAGAAGAGUGUCCACUUUCAAUAAAAACUUAUUGGAACUUGCUGAGUGGGAAAUAAAACACGCGCAGCAUCAAAUAGACAUUCUAAAAACUAGCCUUGAAAUGAUAAAUAGCGAAGAAAAGAAGUCAACACUUAACGUCGAGUUGGCACGACGUUAUCACGGGAGCAAUUGUUUUAAUUUAUUUAUGUCUAUGAAUUUAAAUAACUUAUUUGUGAGUUUCAAUUGAAUGAAACAUAUUGGCAUUGUGUAAUUAAAUUAACUAAGUCAUUACAAUUUUAUAUACAUUAUUUACUCAAAAGUAUCAGCUAAUGACGUACAAAUGUUUUGGAUAAUCUAUUAUGUAACAAAAUAAAACUGGGUUAUAAAACAAAUAGAUGGAUAUAACAUUAAGUUAAUAA
Messenger RNA from Rhopalosiphum padi (bird cherry-oat aphid), 2112 nucleotides. It is a transcript of the gene Snx6, whose product is annotated as sorting nexin-6. The coding region runs from base 507 to 1940 and encodes 477 amino acids. The transcript has 13 exons. The record is from RefSeq and is a predicted model, not a curated record. Gene Ontology annotation, molecular function: phosphatidylinositol binding. Gene Ontology annotation, biological process: phagosome-lysosome fusion involved in apoptotic cell clearance. Lineage: Eukaryota; Metazoa; Arthropoda; Insecta; Hemiptera; Aphididae.